UUUUCAUUCAUCUUAUUGUGGACGUGUCACAUCAUCAACUUAUCUCUUGAUUUCAAAUAUUUAGUUUUUUUAAAGCUACUUCACAUUUUUUUCGUCAUUAAAUACCUUUCUUAAAACAGUAAUUUUACGGGCUGACCGACAAUAUUUUAUUAUUAAUGGCAACUAAUGAAAGUCAUUUCACAUUCUCAUAGUUACGUGUUUACACAGUUGCAGAAUUUUUAUAACAUUUUUAAUAUCUUGUUAAAUCGAAAACAAUUUUGAAUGUGGCAGUUUCAAGAUAUAAGGUUUCUUCUGGUUAAAUAACAAACUGUUUUGCUGAAAAUCAUUGUCAAUCAGGGUUUCCUGACAAGUUUUGUAUUAUCUAGUAAGUGUAUAUAAAACCAAGCAUGCUUCUGAAACUGUAUCUAAAAAUUGGUUUAUUGCUGUCAGCACAACAAUUUUAUUAGUCUUGUUCUCGCAAAUUCUCGUCAAUGUCAAAGUUCCAGCUGUAACUUAUCGUAAAGGAGAUGGGUUCAAGAUUAUUUGGUUCGAGCUGUUCAAAUUAUUCCCAGUUUUGCUUGCUAUCGCCAUUAUGUGGCUAGUAUGUGGAAUUUUAACAGCUACAGAUGUUUUUGGACCUGGAAAUCCAGCCAGAACUGAUGUAAGGAUCAAAGUUUUAGAGGAUGCUCCGUGGUUUAGAAUUCCGUACCCCCUUCAAUUUGGAAUGCCCACAUUUACAGUUUCUAGUAUUCUUGGGAUGUUGGCAGGCGUUUUAGCAUGUACCGUUGAAUCAAUCUCGUAUUAUCCCACGGUAGCAAUUAUGUGCAAUGCAGCAUCUCCUCCUGUUCAUGCAAUUAACCGCGGAAUUGGAACUGAGGGAUUCGGUUGUGUCCUAGCUGGUUUAUGGGGUUGUGGAAAUGGAACGAAUACAUUUGGAGAAAAUGUAGGAGCAAUAGGAGUCACAAAAAUCGGUUCGCGACGAGUUAUUCAAUGGGCAGCAGUUAUAAUGCUUAUUCAGGGUGUUUUUGGUAAAUUAGGUGCAUGCUUCAUAUUAAUUCCUGAUCCAGUCAUUGGAGGUUGCUUUUGUGUCAUGUUUGGAUUGAUCACAGCUUUUGGACUGUCUGCAUUACAAUAUGUUGACUUGAGAUCUUCUAGAAAACUAUAUAUUAUUGGAAUCUCGUUAUUUUUUCCACUUGUUUUAUGUCCAUGGAUUCAAGACCAUCCUAAUGCCAUCAAUACAGGCGUUGAAAUCAUAGAUUCAACUCUUUCCGUUUUAUUAGGAACCACAAUUUUAGUGGGUAGCGUCAUUGGGUGCUUAUUGGAUCACAUAAUUCCUGGAACGAAGGACGAACGUGGAAUCACUUUAUGGUCGAAGGAAAUGGCAUUAAAUACUAAUGAACAAACAACUGAUGAAGCUUCAACCUAUGAUUUUCCUAUUGGAAUGGAAACAUUAAGGAAGUGGAAAUUUACUUACUACUUGCCAUUCUGACCAACAUACAAAAUGAAGAAAUUUUAA
Molecule: messenger RNA, 1495 nt
Organism: Chironomus riparius
Lineage: Eukaryota; Metazoa; Arthropoda; Insecta; Diptera; Chironomidae
Source: the annotation of a GenBank genome assembly